AUGAAGGAGGAAGUGGAAAAGAAGAAAGAUACUCUCGUGUACUUCUCGCGUGAAAUCACCGUUCUCACCGUUAUUGCUUUCGUUCGUUCAACUGACCUUCAUGAGAAUCUCACGGAAGGGCGAGUUUCACGAGAGAAUAUGGGUGCACGUGGCAUCGAUCGCUGUUUGACCGAUUUGUUAAUUAAAACAAAUGAAUUAUUAGAAAAUGAAUAUUUUUUGGAUUAUUUAUUGAAUGAUCCGCCAAAUUUUGAUUGGUCAUUGCUAAUGAAGUUUUCAACUGUGACGAAGGAAAUUGGCGAAAAUAGAGCCAUGCAUGCAAAUCGAAUUCAGCGAAAAAUCGCUUUCAGUGCUUUCAAAACUUUAUUGUCGCAUCAAUUAACUGUUCAUCAUAUAAAAGGAGCAUUCAACAGCAAAGACUUGUCUUUAUCGCAAGCCAACUCUCUUAUUUCCAUUCUUAAUUUGCAUACGAGUUAUUUCGCUUCGUCAGAUGUUGGAAAUGAUGCAUUGGAAUUGCUUUUGCGAAUAUUGCAAACAUACACUUUAGUUGACGUAGAAGUUCAUCAUCUCCGCAGUAAUAGUAUUUGGGAUUGUGCGUCAAAUAUUUAUGGUCGUACUUUGGAUAAAGGUGAACAACCAAUAAUUCUUUUGAUCUGCGCUCAGAUAAUGCUUUCUGCGAUAAGUCUUUCGUAUUCUACUGUAUUUAUGCAUCGCUGUGAAAAACUUAUCGAGGAAAUAACAACGAUGAUUCGAAAAGCAAUCAGUUCAUUCAAUAAAAUUGCAAACAAUGGCAAACUUUGUGGUACAUUAUUUACUAUUGCCAGUACCGUUAUGGAAAAAUUUGGUACAUUUUCUGAUCUUACGAAUUUAUUGUCAGUUAAUAUAUCGCUUAUAUGGAAAAGGCAUGAAUUGAUGGAUGUCAAUGAAUCUUUUUUCAAUCUCAUAAAUAAUUUUAUCAUACUGUGUUAUCCAAAUUGCGUAAUUUCUUUAUGCCCAGUAAUUAUUGAUUCUGUUUUAAACGCAGUAAUUAUAUCCGUGAAAGAUUACAUCGAUCAGUUCCGUCUACCUGGGAAAUUUAUAUAUAGAAAAAUUCCUGUGCCGAAGCUGAAUUCCAGUGCUUAUUCAUUAAUUUGUCGUAGUAUCACAUUGAUUCACUUAUUUGAUUCACUUCCAUUUAUUUCUGCUGCUAAAAGAUGUCGCACAUCAUCUUUUUUAUCGUCCUUAAUCGAAAGCAACGUCGAGCCUGCGUAUAAAAUUGCAGAAACCAUUUUUAAUCGAUGGCGGCAAUGUUUUUCGAUCGAUUAUAAGCAAGAAAUUCUCAAAAUUCUACUCGAGCUUUCAGUUAGUAUUGAAAGCGAAGAAUUGUUUUGUUGUCAUAUGCGCACUGUUCUAUCUAUUGUUGACAAUGAUAGCGAAAACUUGCUAACUAAAGACCUUUGUAACGACUUAUGGAAAUUUUCAUUGUCGAUGCUUCAUUUCCCUCGUGUAUCUGAUGCCGCUGCUCGCCUUAUUUCAGUUAUUGCAGUACCAUGUGCAAAAAUAUUGUCACUUAAUGACCUUAGUUUGACUGAAUCAAUUGUGGCCAGUGUAGCUCGACUUAAUUCAUUUUCUUCAGACUUAGUGAAAUUACUCGCGGUUAUUAUCAGUAAUAUCAGUAACUUCGAUAUCGACGAGAGAAGCUCGUUUAGAUUAAAUGCUGAACUAAUGCUCUGGGACGUAAAGUGGCCGAAACAGUGGCGAUUUCGCUGUGAAUUACUAGACUUCCUUAUAAGCCCGAAUUCAAUCCGUUCGCUGUGCCCAGAAGCAUUGUUACAUAUUUUGAACUAUAAUCCAUCAUAUAUUUUAUCGAGAGAGGAAAAAAGUAUCAAUGAACUAGAACGUUCACUGAUGAAAUUGUUGGUUAUCGAACAAAAACAUGUUAAAGAAUGCGAUCAAAUUCAAACUGCUAUCGGCAACUCAGUUUUUGUCGUGCCGGAAAUAUUGAAUUCAUUGAUUAAAAUAUUGAAAAAAUUAUGGAGUGAUGUAAAAGAUGGGGGGUCUAAAAUUCGAGAAAUUAUACGGUUGGAAAUCUGGGUCUUCUUACAUCUUCUUUGUGGAGCAGUGCGAAAAUACGACCCUAAUUCACUCAGUUUGAAUAUUAUUGUUGAGUAUCUUGCUUCAUUAGACGAUGAAAUCAUGUUGAUAAUACAAUCUGCUACCGAAAUAGUAAAAGUGCUUGAAUUAAUAGAAGAUUGGGUGUUUGUUUCAAAUUCCAUACGAUAUGCAAUUUAUGAUAAAUAUACUUUAUUGCCGGAAUUGACACGAUUUGUCAUUCACUUUGAUUUCGACAUUGAUCCAACAUGUUUGAUUGACGAUCUGAAGAAAUAUCGCGAAUUAUUAACAAAAGGAUCAACUUUAUUGCUGGCACUACGGUAUGAUCCAGUUUGGAUGCGUGAUAAUGAAAUUUUACAAAUGACUUUGCGAGAAGGAAUUCCAGAAAUUUUAUCCUUUGUUACUUAUAAAUUACUGGAACCACCUUUGCUACAUGAUAUUCAUAUUCGUAUUUUCUCAUAUUUAAUUGACCUUGGAAGUAAUUCUCUGUAUAAAGAUCCACCUGUAACUAUAUCUAUGCCAAGUAACGCUAUAGUAAAUGGGUCAGGUCUUCUUGACACGGUGUCUGGUGCCCAUGAUGCUCCCAGCCCGGUGAUAUUCGAUAAGGAACUUCAACUAACAAUAUCUCUACCGAAAAGUGACUUGAUCGGAGGAGACUGGAAUGCACGCGCAGAUUCACGAUGCCGCCACUUGAUGGUUGGUAAAUACGGCACAGCGGUCCGAUACGAUCCAAUAUGUUCUUCGUUUUGCCGAGCAUGA
Molecule: messenger RNA, 2847 nt
Organism: Dracunculus medinensis (Guinea worm)
Lineage: Eukaryota; Metazoa; Nematoda; Chromadorea; Rhabditida; Dracunculidae
Source: the annotation of a GenBank genome assembly